This is a messenger RNA of Brachypodium distachyon (stiff brome), 2136 nucleotides long. Its product is annotated as pyruvate kinase isozyme A, chloroplastic. NCBI's taxonomy places the organism in Eukaryota, Viridiplantae, Streptophyta, Magnoliopsida, Poales, Poaceae. The transcript is spliced from 6 exons. The record is from RefSeq and is a predicted model, not a curated record. Gene Ontology annotation, biological process: glycolytic process. The coding region runs from base 169 to 1902 and encodes 577 amino acids. Gene Ontology annotation, cellular component: cytoplasm; chloroplast stroma. Gene Ontology annotation, molecular function: pyruvate kinase activity; potassium ion binding; magnesium ion binding.
CUAGGAAAAGGCAGAAGCCAUCUUUGCCAACUCAAACUCAAGGCGACACCCCCCAAGCAAGGGCGCGGCAUCUUCCCCCGGCAUCAUCCUCGCAAUCUCCGCCUCCCCGACCGAGCCAAAACCCCCCGUCAAAAUCCUUCUCGCUCCGCCCGCAUCUCCGCCGCCGCCAUGGCCGCCGCCCACUCCCUCCUCCACCUCGCGGCGCCCAAGCCCCUCGCCCCCUCCUCCUCCUCCUCCACUCACACGCCUCUCGCCGCCGCGCAGCUCCGCCAGCUGCCCGCCGCCCGCCGGCCGCACCGCCUCGUCGCUUCCUGCGCAGGCUCGGCCCACCCCGACCUCACCGCGUUCCCCAACCCCAACGGCCUCCUCGUGGCCGAGCCCGCCGCGGGCGCGCAGCACAGCAUCGGCGUCGAUGCCGUCACGGAGGCCGAGCUGCGGGAGAACGGGUUCCGGAGCACGCGCCGCACCAAGCUCGUCUGCACCCUGGGCCCCGCCACCUGCGGCGAGGCCGAGCUGGAGGCGCUGGCCGUCGGCGGAAUGAACGUGGCGCGCCUCAACAUGUGCCACGGGGACCGCGAGUGGCACCGGGAGGUCAUCCGCCGCGUGCGCAGGCUCAACGAGGACAAGGGCUUCGCCGUCGCUGUCAUGAUGGACACCGAGGGGAGCGAGAUCCACAUGGGGGACCUCGGCGGCGCGCCCGCGGCCAAGGCGGAGGAUGGAGAAAUCUGGACAUUCAGCGUUAGAUCUUUUGAGGCACCUCUCCCAGAGCUAACCGUUCAUGUGAACUAUGAAGGAUUUGCUGAAGAUGUGAGAGUUGGUGAUGAUCUUCUUGUGGAUGGUGGAAUGGCUCGGUUUGAGGUCAUCGAGAAAUUAGGACCAGAUGUUAAAUGCCGUUGCACAGAUCCUGGUUUACUGUUGCCACGUGCCAAUCUUACAUUUUGGCGGGAUGGCAGUGUUGUCCGCGAGAAGAAUGCUAUGCUUCCAACAAUUACAUCUAAGGAUUGGAUUGACAUAGACUUUGGAAUUGCUGAAGGUGUAGAUUUUAUUGCAGUUUCAUUUGUCAAGUCAGCUGAAGUGAUUAACCAUCUAAAGAGCUACAUAGCAGCAAGAAGUCGUGGAAGUGACAUAGCGGUCAUUGCAAAGAUCGAGAGCAUCGACUCUUUAACAAACCUAGAGGAGAUCAUCCGUGCAUCAGAUGGUGCCAUGGUAGCCAGAGGGGACUUGGGGGCACAAAUUCCCUUGGAGCAGGUCCCUUCAAUACAACAAAAGAUAGUUAAACUGUGCAGGCAGUUAAACAAGCCGGUCAUUGUUGCUUCUCAGCUUCUCGAAUCAAUGAUUGAGUAUCCCAUACCCACCAGGGCUGAAGUUGCAGAUGUUUCCGAAGCAGUCAACCAACGUGCGGAUGCUCUUAUGCUUUCUGGCGAGUCAGCAAUGGGGAGAUAUCCAGAUAAGGCUCUCAGUGUCCUCAAUAGUGUUAGCUUAAGGAUUGAAAAAUGGUGGAGGGAGGAGAAGCGUCUAGAGGCAUUAGAACUUGAGGACGUUUCAUCUUCUUUCUCUGACAAAGUAUCAGAAGAAAUCUGCAUUUCGGCGGCUAAAAUGGCUAACAAAUUGGAAGUAGAUGCCGUUUUUGUAUACACAAAUGGUGGCCACAUGGCCUCCCUGCUGUCACGGUGCCGUCCUGACUGUCCAAUCUUUGCUUUCACAAACUCAACUUCCGUGAGGAGACGGUUGAACCUUCAAUGGGGCCUCACCCCCUUCCGCCUCAGCUUCUCGGACGAUAUGGAGAGCAACCUGAACCGCACCUUCUCCCUGCUCAAGGCCAGGGGCAUGAUCAAGUCUGGUGACCUGGUGAUUGCACUUUGCGACAUGCUGCAGUCCAUCCAGGUAAUGAACGUACCAUGAGAGUGAUCCAUCUCCUCGCUGUACUGUUCCGCCCAAAGCGGAAUCAAGCACGCCAGCUUUAGCGUACACCUUCAAGGACAGUUUCUGUUUGGAAUUUGUUUGUGUGUUCUCCUUGUGUAAGACAGAACCUGAGAACUCAACUGUGACAACAAUAAUUGGCUGCAAUUUCCAGCCUCAUGUAAAACUCUUGUAUGAUCUAGGAUUAGUCUGGGCAUUGCUGUGAUUUUCAAUCUU